AUGGUUGGCAAAAUCCUCGACUUUGAAUGUGCCGUCAUCACUGGCGGUGCUGGAGGCCUCGGCUAUGCUAUGGCAGAAUACUUUCUCUCUCUCAACAAGAAAGUCAUCCUUGUCGGUCGAACCGAAUCCAAGCUCGCCGAAGCAUCGAAAAAGCUCAACAACGCUCCAUACUACAUUCUUGACACAGGCAACGUCGAUGAUAUGCCCGCAUUCGCCAAAAAAGUCCUCUCCGAACAUCCCGAAAUCGACUGCCUGAUCAACAACGCCGGCGUCCAACGACCCCUCGAAGUCCAGAACUUAGCUCUCGACAAAGUCGAUAACGAGAUCAACAUCAAUAUCCGCGGUCCAAUCCAUCUCGCUACUGCCUUUUUAGAUCACUUGAAGGGCAAGAAGUUAGGUGUGAUUGCUAAUGUCAGUUCGGUGCUGGGUUUCGUGCCGUAUAGCAUCAUCAACCCGGUCUACAACGGGGCGAAAGCGUUUGUGCAUUUCUGGUCAGAGACACAACGAGUGCAGCUCAAGAAUACUAACGUCAGAGUGGUCGAGAUUGUCCCACCAAGCGUAGGCACAGAUCUGCACAGAGAGAGGGAGAAUCCGGAUGACAACAAGAAGCAUCUCGGUGCGACAAACUCGUUGACGGUGGAAGAAUUCAUGGAGGAUUUGGUAAAAGGGUUGCAAGCGGAUCAAGAUGUGGUUACGGCUGGAUCUGGUAUUCCUUUGGUCAAGAAAUGGGAUGAUGCGUUCAGAGAACAGUUCAAUGGCGCCGCGGAUAAGUAUCAGCCCAAGUGA
Messenger RNA from Ustilago hordei, 786 nucleotides. RefSeq lists its product as uncharacterized. The transcript has a single exon. NCBI's taxonomy places the organism in Eukaryota, Fungi, Basidiomycota, Ustilaginomycetes, Ustilaginales, Ustilaginaceae. The record is from RefSeq and is a predicted model, not a curated record. Bases 1 to 786 code for a protein of 261 amino acids. Gene Ontology annotation, molecular function: oxidoreductase activity. Gene Ontology annotation, cellular component: membrane.